AUGUCCGAGGCGACCCUUGCUCUGCGAAAGGUCGGACGUGUUCGUGUCUUAUUGUUCAACAGGCCAAGGGCUGACCUCCACCCGAAAUCCACGCAGUUCUCACCGGGGACGGCUACGCAGGUGAGGCUCAUCACAGCUGUGAAGACGCCUUAUCUUCCUGAUGGAAAGGUGGAUCUCGAGGCCUACGAAAAGAUUGUGGAGCACCAAAUCGCCAAUGGAGCUCGUUUCUCAGUGUAUGGCACAAGGAUGUCGAGUCCGAGUGCCUGUGAUGGUCCCGAAGAUAUCAAGGUCGAAGGCUUGAUUGUUGGCGGCACGACGGGGGAGGGUCACCUCCUUUCCUGGGAUGAACACCUGAACCUCAUCGCGCACACGAAGGCCAAAUUCGGUGGCCGAAUCCUCAUUGCCGGCGGCUCGUGCAAAGACUCGCCAAUUAUCAAGCGCAGUUUCAAAGCGGUGCCGACGCCUGGUGACCGCAGACCUGCAUUUGCAGAGGCCGUCUGGGCCACGGAGAAGGGCUUCGCUGCCGGGAUGGAUGCUUCACUUCUGAUCAAUCCCUACUACGGCAAGACAUCUGACUCUGGGAUUAUCAUGCAUUUGGAAGCGGCCCUCAAGUUCGGACCUGCCUUCAUCUACAAUGUGCCGGGCCGAACGGGGCAGGACAUCAAGUCCAGCGUGAUGGUAAAGAUCAAGGAUCACCCUAAUUUUGUGGGCGUCAAGGAGUGCAUGGGCCACGAGCGCAUCAAGGAAUACAGCAGUAUUGGCGUUUGCUGCUGGUCUGGCAACGAUGACCAGAUGCACGAAUCGAGACAUCAGCAUGGAGCUGUUGGUGUCAUUUCUGUUACGUCGAACAUUGUGCCGGCUCUGGUCAAGAAGCUUAUGACAGAAAAGGAUGAUGCAUUAGAUGCCAAGCUGCAGCCACUUUACAAGUGGCUUUUCACAGAUCCCAACCCAAUUGGUGUGAACACCAUGUUGAUGAUGCUUGGUGCUGCCAAGCCAGUCUUUCGCUUGCCGUAUACCUUCGUUCCCAGGGACCGACGGACACAAGGAGUGGAGCUGCUCACGUCCAUCGGUUUAGAGAACUGCCCUGCCUUCGGAGAGCUGAAGGCACUUGAGGACGCCGAAUUUCAGCACACACUUGGAGAGGUGGGCCACUAG
Symbiodinium sp. CCMP2592 is the source of this 1155-nucleotide messenger RNA. The record is from the annotation of a GenBank genome assembly. NCBI's taxonomy places the organism in Eukaryota, Dinophyceae, Suessiales, Symbiodiniaceae.